Messenger RNA from Aphanomyces invadans, 944 nucleotides. RefSeq lists its product as hypothetical. Gene Ontology annotation, biological process: DNA replication-dependent chromatin assembly; nucleosome assembly; nucleosome disassembly. The record is from RefSeq and is a predicted model, not a curated record. Bases 57 to 797 code for a protein of 246 amino acids. Gene Ontology annotation, molecular function: histone binding. NCBI's taxonomy places the organism in Eukaryota, Oomycota, Saprolegniomycetes, Saprolegniales, Verrucalvaceae. The transcript has a single exon. Gene Ontology annotation, cellular component: nucleus.
AUUCGCGGCAGUAGGCUCAAGCGGAUCCGAGGACAUUCCCAGGAGAGGCACGCAGGAUGGCGUACGUAACGCUGACGAACAUCACGGUGCUGGACAACCCGACAGCAUUCACGAACCCGUUCCAGUUCGAAGUCACGUUCGAGUGCGCGCAUCCCCUCGAAGACGACUUGGAAUGGAAGAUCACAUACGUAGGCAGCGCCGAGGACGAGAGUCGAGACCAGGUACUGGAAGAAGUGCUGGUUGGACCGGUGCCCGUGGGCACAAACAAGUUUGUGUUCCAGUCCGAGCCCCCCGAUCCGAACAACAUCCCCGAAGAAGACAAGGUUGGCGUCACAGUCGUGCUCGUCACGUGUUCGUACAAGUCGCGAGAAUUUGUCCGUGUCGGGUACUACGUCAACAACGAUUACACAGACCCCUUCUUGCUGGAGAACCCUCCUGCGGUCGUGGACAUCCAUAAGCUUCAACGUAACAUCUUGGCAGACAAGCCUCGCGUCACACGAUUCCCCAUCGAUUGGGCACCUGGUGCGACUGGUGCCGGUGCAUCGGCCGUGUUUGAUGAGAACAUGAACGCGUCCGACUUGAACGAGAUGGACAUGCUCAACGAAGAAGAACUAAUAAAGGCCGCUGCACAGCUUGACAACCUCCACCCGGACAUUGUGAUCGAGCCAGAAAUGGAAGACGACGAAGAUGGCAUGGAAGGAGAUGCGAAUGAAGAAGACAUCGACAUGGACGUGAACGAAGGCGACGACGAUGACGACGACGUGGACUCGGGCAUCGAGUUUGAAGAAGACUUAUAAAUUUAUCCACAAAUACCAUACCCACUCCAACUCCGUCAUCUCCAGUGGCGUCGUUGGUGCUUCAAGCAUCGCCGAUACAUCUCCACUUGCCCACGAAAUAUUUUACUGCACCAUGAAUUCAACAUAUACCAGCGUUUUGUAUUGGGC